Molecule: messenger RNA, 1245 nt
Organism: Moesziomyces antarcticus
Lineage: Eukaryota; Fungi; Basidiomycota; Ustilaginomycetes; Ustilaginales; Ustilaginaceae
Product: glycoside hydrolase family 45 protein
Exons: 1
Coding region: 1-1245 (414 amino acids)
Biological process (GO): carbohydrate metabolic process
Molecular function (GO): cellulase activity
Source: RefSeq, a predicted model, not a curated record
AUGGGUGUGAAGCGCAUGCAGCUUUUCUUCUUUGCAGCCGUAGCCAUGACGCUGGCGUCUUGGCCUGCCGCCACGUCGGCGGGUGGACUUCCCACCACGCCAUACGCAACGCACUUCCACGACUGCUGCAUGGCUGCCUUCAGUUGGCCUGCCAAGGGCGCUGGAGGAAGCGACCCUCGCUAUGCGCCUGUCGACGUCUGCGAGAAGGACGGCAUGACGCUCGUGUCGGAGCAAUCCCGGAUCGGCAACAAGAGCGGCUGUGAGGGAGGCAGUAUGUUCGUCUGUAGCUGCAUGCAGCCCUGGAUCGACACUGUCGACCCGACGCUCGCGUACGGGUUUGCGGCGUACAACAUCCACGACCCCGACGGUACGAUCGAGAGCGCGUGCUACCUGAGCGAGUUCCAGGAGCACGAUGGCAAUGGCAAGCCCAUGUCGAUCCGCAAGAUGAUCCUGCAAAACAUCAACACGAGUCAGGGCAUUCUCAAGGGUAGUUUCGACAUGAUGCUCGCCGGAGGUGGCGUGGGCGAUUACAACAAGGGCUGUGCUGCACAGUGGGGCUCGGAUUGGGGCCAGCGCUAUGGAGGAGUGGACAGCGAACAGGCUUGCUGUAAGCUGCCCGAGGGACUGAGGUCAUCGUGCCUGUUUAGAUUCAAACAUCUGGGUGAGAACCCGCCACUGGCUGGUACGCCGCAGAGGGUCAGAUGCCCGGUGGGGAUUAUUGAUAGGUCGGGAUCGCAGCGCAAGGACGAUGCACAGGUGGCCGUGUACAAGGGCACUACGGAUAAGACGGGUCAGCCGGCUCCGGACAAGUACCAGCGUCAGCGCAGCGUGUGCGCCAACGUCGACCCGCUCGGUAUCGUCAGCUCGACGUGUGGUGGCAGUGAUGGGGGAAGCCGCCUGCCCAAGGGAUAUGCAAAGACGCGUCAGGACUGGGAGGGUCAAUCGCCUGUUGAUGGUCAGCCGCCUGUAGUGCGUCAAUCGCCCGUUGCACGUAAUGCGGGACAUGGCGGACACCACAAGCAUGGAGGCCACCACAAGCACGCCCAGGAUCAGCCCGCCGUCCAACCCGGUGCUCAACCCGGUGCUCAACCCGGUGCUCAACCCGGUGCUCAACCCGGUGCUCCAUCCGAUGCUCAACCCGGUGCCCAACCUGGUGCUCAACCUGGUGCUCAAUCUGGUGCUCAACCCGAUUCUCAAGCUGGUGCCCAGCCCGAUGCCCCGGAGGGAUACUGUCCGACGCCUUGA